AGUACCUGGCUAACUAUAUUCUCUUGUUCGCUCCGUUGAAUACCGAACGAGUCAUCAUAACAUCAUCAUAACAUCAUCAUCAUCAAUGCCAUCAUCAUCAAUGCAUAGGUACCUCCUUAUUCAAUUACUGGCUGCUAGCGAGUAAUGCAAUACAAUACAUGGAAUAUAUUCCUUUAUCCAAUUCACCUACCAUCUUUCUUUUUUUCUUUUUCUCGCAAAUCUCUUCCUUUACCUCUUUUAAUAGAACCGAUGACAAAAACGAUAUAUUCUGUUAUUACUUUAUUACAUACUAACUUAUUCCAUGCAAUGCAAUUACUAAUCUAUUGCUCUAAUGUUUUGCAUUUGUUUUUCUUACUUAUUCUUUCAUUCAAAUGCCAUAAAUCAAUCACGAUAGGUUGUGAAAGUUGAAUUAUGGCUGAUUAUAGUGUUGAUCAAUUUCCAAAGUUGGAAAAUGUGUACAGAGUGUCUGGUUCCAAAUUCAACCAAUUGAGCCGCAACACCAAAUUGAAUUCAGAGCAAACUGGUGAAUCUAAGGUGGUGAUCUCAACACCUUGGUGUUCAAAUGUAUGGAGCCAACCAAAUGUGCUGCAUAAGCUGACAAAGGGGGGUAAUAGUGGAUCAGAAAUAUCUCCAAAGAUUUUUGCUGGAAGUGGAAAUGGAACUUUGAAUGAUAGGAAGUUACCUCCACAAUCACUAAUAUCUCCAACACCAGAGAUAGGAAUACAUUCAUCUGUUGGAAUUGAUACAACUACAUUGAAGGAUCAUCAAUGCAAGGAUGAAGGAAUUCCAAAACCUAAUUGUGAAAACAACGAGGAUGAAUUUUUUGAUAGUGAUGAUGAUGUUUCUUUAGAUGACACUGACUCGGACAAUGGAGAGAAAAACCAUGAAGGUUGCAAGAAAAGCAAGUGGUUCAGGAAAUUCUUUGAUAUUUUAAAUAAACUGACAGUUGAGGAGAUCAAUUCACAAUCAAAAAUGUGGCACUGCCCAGCAUGUCACGGGGGUACUAGGGCUAUUGAUUGGUACCGUGGGUUGCAGCCCCUUCUGAAUCAUUCCAAGACAAUAAAAGUAAGGAGGGUGAGGUUGCAUCGAGUGUUUGCCGAAACUUUGGAGGAAGAGUGCUCCAGGAGAGGAGCUCCAUUGAUAAAGGUUGGUGAAGCCUAUGAUGGACUAUGGGAGGGUCUUGAUAAGAAUGUCAAGGAUCAUGAAAUAGUUUGGCCCCCAAUGGUUAUCAUCAUGAAUACAACAUAUGAGCAGGAUGAAAACAAUAAGUGGACUGGAAUGGGGAGCCAAGAACUCCUUGGUUGCUUCAGUGAUUAUGCUGCGUUGAAGGCUCGACACUCAUAUGGUCCACAAGGACAUCGAGGGAUGAGUGUUUUGAUUUUUGAUGCAUCCGCAGCAGGUUAUUUAGAAUCUGUGCGGCUCCAUAUGCAUUUCAAAGAGCAAGGAAGAGAUAGGGAAGCUUGGAAUCGUUGUAAGAAUCCAUUUGUCCCAGGCGGGAAGCGCCCACUUUAUGGUUACCUGGCCUCUAGAGAAGAUUUGGAUGUUUUCAACAAACACUCUGGAGGAAAGUCGAAAUUGAAGUUUGAAAUGAGAUCAUAUCAAGAGAUGGUUGAGAGCAGGAUAAAGCACAUCAAUGAUGAUGGUCAACAGCUUGACAUUUUCAAGAACAUGAUAGCUAAAGAACAACUUAAAUCAAAAGUCUUUGCAGACACUUUAUGUAAAGUAAGUGAGAAGUUACGCAAAACAAUCGAAGAAAACCAUAUUGUGCGAGAACGUAUUAAAGAAUCUCAUCAACAAAACGAGGAGAUGGACGCGCAAGAAAAGUUUUUCCUUGAUCAAAUACAAAUCAUUCAACAAGCUAUAGCUGCAAAGGAAGAUGAGUUUCAGAAAUUGCAGCAGGCAAAACUUGAAGUGAUAUGGGCUAAUGGAGAUUCUUCUGUGAAAGGCGACGGCAAUCAUAUAAUAGAGAAUGUUUCUAGUUUCCGGAAGUCCCAAGACAAGGACGUGAGGCAAUUGGAGGCAGAGAGAGAUAAUAUCUUAAAAAUGCAUGAAGAUAAACAGUUGGCUCUGAAGAAGAAGCAGUGGCAAGAACAGGUUGAACUUGUGAAGGAAUUGGAAGAUGAACUAACUCAGCUCAUGAACAAGUAUGCUUUAAGCCAGUCUCAAACUGGUUAAAGAAAAAAGUAUCCACAGGCACACAUAUUAUAAUACAUUUUCUGCAUUCUGCCAAAUUUUGGCUAGUUUAGUUUGAAAGUUGAAAAGUGAGAGUUGAUGAUGAGGCCUAUCACCAAAGUUUUGAUCCCAUUUUGACUGGUUCUAGUAGUUUUGUUUUCGUUGCAAUUGUUAUUAUGUACUUGACUUUCAAAUAAUUUUAUGAUGAUUCAACUUA
Messenger RNA from Cicer arietinum (chickpea), 2389 nucleotides. Lineage: Eukaryota; Viridiplantae; Streptophyta; Magnoliopsida; Fabales; Fabaceae. The record is from RefSeq and is a predicted model, not a curated record.